AUGACAAACCCUAGGUGGCUAUCUCUCUUGCAAAGAAGAACGGGUAGAUCCAGAAAGAAAGAACACGAAGAAGGUAGCUUUUGCGGCACGCCAAACGUGAAUGGAGAAUACCUCGAGGCAUUCAGAACAAAGUCUUACGUUGAAAUAUGCAACAUAGCACACAGGGAACUGGGAAAUGCAAGCACUAAUACUAAUUCCUUUAAGAUGCACCUUACCGAAUAUCUUCUAGAACCACCCCAGCAAGAAAUUGUAGCAAACAUGAAGGUGCACCGUCUUCUGGUGGACUACUUCGAAGCCAGCUUAGAAGCAUGCCGUUGUUGCGAGACAAUCGUUCAAGCUAUCCAUCAAACAAGACUUGCUUACGCAAGAGUCACCAAUGUCGUUGUCAAGCUAAGCCAAACAGCGCCUUAUUAUGACCAAUCCCAAAACCCUAUCCACACACAACUUUCUUCCUUCGUAUUAUUACAAAAUAACCCUUUGUCUAUUGUGCAGUUCCAUGACAUUCACGACAGAUACAUGACCCUCUUAAGUAGGCUGUUAUCAAAGAAAAGGAAAAUUCAAAGAAUAUUAACCAUAAAGAGCGUUUGCAAGAAGGUUGGAGGAAUCGGUUUAAUCGUUUCGCAAGGCGUUCUUAUGGUGGCUUUAUUGGUAUUUGCGUUUCAUAGUGUAAUUGGGUUUGUGGCUGCUGCACCGUGCAUAGUUGGUUUGGUCAUGAAGAAGAGAUUUAAGAGGAGUUGUGAAAGGUUCAACACUAGAAACUCUUGUAUGAAAUUGUGUGAGCAACUUGAUGUUGCUGCCAAAGGGGUUUAUGUGGUGAUCAAUGAGUUGGACACUAUGAGCCGAAUGGUUAAGAGGUUAGAUGAUGAGGUUGAACAUUGGAGACAGGUUGCUGAUAUUUGUGUGAAGAAUUACUGUAAGUGUGAAAUAUUGAAGCGGGUUGUGAAGGAAUUUCAGGACAACGAAUCUAACUUUUUGGAUAUGUUGGAAGAACUUGAAGAGCAUAUCUAUUUGUGCUUUCUCACCGUAAACAGAUUUAGAAGAUUGGUUAUGGAAGAAAUUAUGGGGAAACAACGUUAAAAGAAAUUGACACCACUCUUUUGCUUUUAUCAUAGCGAAGGAGUUUUUUUAGCAGUAGUGCGCGAGACACGUUCGAUUAGAAACUUCUGCAAUGUCACACCCACCGUUCCUAGAGGAAUGUUUCACAAGAGGAUUAAUUUUUCUUCCCUUCGGGGACCAGGUGACUUUGACCAGUGCUCAUUCUUUCAAUUUUCAAAUAGUCUUCGUAAUUCUUUUGAUUUUUUUUACGUCUUCAUUCAUAAUAAAUAAUAAGAAUUCUUACUGUACAGUCU
Glycine soja is the source of this 1349-nucleotide messenger RNA. Its product is annotated as UPF0496 protein At1g20180-like. The record is from RefSeq and is a predicted model, not a curated record. The transcript is spliced from 2 exons. Bases 1 to 1077 code for a protein of 358 amino acids. NCBI's taxonomy places the organism in Eukaryota, Viridiplantae, Streptophyta, Magnoliopsida, Fabales, Fabaceae.